This is a messenger RNA of Daldinia loculata, 2096 nucleotides long. RefSeq names its product CDP-diacylglycerol--serine O-phosphatidyltransferase. The record is from RefSeq and is a predicted model, not a curated record. Bases 668 to 1405 code for a protein of 245 amino acids. Gene Ontology annotation, biological process: phospholipid biosynthetic process. Gene Ontology annotation, cellular component: membrane. The transcript is spliced from 4 exons. Gene Ontology annotation, molecular function: phosphotransferase activity, for other substituted phosphate groups. Lineage: Eukaryota; Fungi; Ascomycota; Sordariomycetes; Xylariales; Hypoxylaceae.
ACUUGCUUUUUUCACUAACCUAAGGUAUUGAGUAUGACGACUUUAGAUCUUGAUUAGGUAUGUUUGUCCCACGCGGGCAUUAGAUAUUGUAGGUACGUAUAUUGCUGAUUACCUAUGUAAGUGAUGUCGGUCUGGUGCUACCUUAAUUUAUGUAACUUCACGUAUGUAGCACAAAGAUACCUCAACAAAGAGCCGGUUCCAAUGGGCUCGCUAUUCCUCCCCGAGACGGAAGCCACUUGUCCCAAGAGAGACUAGCGGGACCUGAACGUGUCCAAAUGACGGCAUCAAUGAUGCUGCGCCUGCCGAAGCAAAAAAAUUAAAAAAUAAAGCCCAUAUGAUUCAAAAGUUGCUUAUUUUCUACUGCCAAGAUUUUCGACAACAUCUAUUCACCGUUUCCUCUCAAACAGUCAUCACCCCGCCGUCGUCGAUACCCACGUAAAUCGACCCUUGCCGUGCUUAAUAGCUUUAUUUCUGAGCUAUCGAGGAUUUUUCCACGCUGUCGGCUUCUCGCAACGAAGAUUCGGUGAAGGAAAGAAGAUAUAUACCUAGAUACGCGGUUUUUGCAAUAGGGAGAAUAAAAGCUUCGACAGGCUUUUAUACCUGAACUGGAUAGGGAAGUGGAGCGAAGGGACUUUGUGCUGCUAGAGUAAAGGAUAAAGACGAAAGGAUGUCGAAACGAUCGAGCGGUGCGAGCAAUGGCGCCGCGGCCAAGGUCAACCAGACGAGCGUUGCGGAUGAGCCUUCGUAUAAGAAGCAGAAGGACCUUCUCUCGUCUACGGGCCAUUUCUCCUUGCUGAAGGCUUUGCAUAUGGCGGACUAUAUUACUGAGCUGAAUGGCGCUUGCGGCAUCCUGUCCGUCUUCUCUUCCCUGCGCUACUGCCUUGGCGACCCCGCGGACAAGACAAAUGUAUACCUCGCGCUUGCGUUUCUGCCUUUGGGGCUAUUCUUCGAUUUCAUGGAUGGUCGGGUUGCAAGGUGGCGGAAGAAGAGCAGCAUGAUGGGUCAGGAGUUGGAUUCGCUGGCGGAUUUGAUUUCCUUCGGUCUCGCCCCAGCCUGCGUAGCGUUUAGCAUCGGUCUGCGCACAACACUCGACCAGGUGUUCUUAGCCGCUUUCGUAUUAUGUGGUUUAACGCGACUAGCACGCUUCAACGUCACGGCAAAUAGCGGCGAUAUCCCCAAGGACGCAAGCGGAAAGGCCACCUACUUCGAGGGCACUCCCAUUCCCACGACACUAGGUAUCGACGCCCUGAUGGCGUGGUGGGUGAGCAAGGGCUGGGUUCUUGAUCAGGUCCCCGGCGGCACGCUAUUCGCAGGCACCAACUUCGAAGUCCACCCCAUUGUCGCCAUGUUCCUGAUCCACGGGUGCCUGAUGUGCAGUAAGACUCUACACGUACCUAAGCCCUAACAACGGUCUAUCAUUUAUAUCUCCCUCUCUGCCUUGUAUUAGCAGGUAGGCAGACCAGGAGAGUAGGCGGCAGGGUAACUUCAUACGGUUAGAUUUGGUUUUUUUUUCGGUUCGGCUCGGAGUGUCGGGGGAGAAUAAAUACCUACUCUACUUAUUUGUUAAUGGGAUGAGGUGUUUUGCCAUACGGCUAGCAAAAGGGGGGAGAAAGGAAACAUAAAUACUGCUGCGCGAGGAGGAGGAGAGCGGCGAGGGGGAGGCAGGAGAGAGAUAUUACGCAUAUAUUACGCAUGGGCAGACGAGCAUACGUAUAGAAAGAACACUUAUGGUAGACAGCAGAGCAGAGCAGAACAGAACAGAACAGAAGAGUGCGUUUGUUUUAUGUUAACUGGUGUAUCUUGAGGGUGUGCGUGUUUUCCUUUGCUGACUUAGUCUUGUCGGUUGUAUGGAGCCAUGGCUUACUUUGAACGGGCAUGUUCUUUGGUUAGGGGGUUAGAAGAGAUUACUCAAGUCGCGUAGAGAAUAAAGCAGAUAAGGGCAGGUAGUUAUGUUAGUCGGCAAGAUUACGAAUACUAAACUUGCAAGUCUUGCCAUCUACCCCUUUUUUACUUGGGUAUACAUGAUUGUUACCCAGAGGCGGACUGGUCCUAUGGGUUGGGAUGUAGUAUGUAUGUAUGUGUAAAUAAAUAUCACG